AUGGGUGAAAUUGUAUUGUCUGUAGCUUCGAGUGGAAUUGCUUCUCUCCUCCUUCCACGGGGAAGAACGACGCAUUCGAGAUUUGGUAUCCCUUUGAAUGUAACUGAGAAUUCUACAUGUGCCGGAAUUCGUCCUCGGUUGGAUUCAGCUGAUCUUCUUAUCAAGACAAAACAUAUUAUAUGGGAUGAAGCGCCCAUGAUGCAUAAGUACGGUUUUGAAGCACUUGAUAGAAGUUUUAGGGACAUAAUGAGGUUAGUUGAUAGGAGAAACAUGCAUCGACCAUUUGGGGAUAAAGUUAUGGUGUUUGGUGGUGAUCUACGUCAGAUAUUACUAGUUGUACCAAAGGGAACGAGAAUUUUGGCGCCUACGAAUGAGAUGGUGGAGAUAGUCAAUGAUCAUGUUCUAUCUACCAUUCACGGAGAAGAGAAAGUGUAUUUAAGUUCGGACGCGAUAAGCAAAGAAGAGGGUAACUUCGGAGUACAUGAAAUGUACUCCACUGAAUUCCUCAAUACGAUAAGAUGCUCUGGUCUCCCGAAUCAUAGCAUACGAUUAAAGGUUGGUGCGCCAGUUAUGCUACUAAGGAAUAUUGAUCAAACAUCUGGGUUAUGUAAUGGCAUAAGGUUAGUCGUUAAACAUUUAGGCAAUCGUGUUAUUAAAGCAACUGUUAUUUCUGGAAGUAAUGUCGGAGAAAAGGUAUUUAUCCCAAGAAUGACACUCACCCCGUCUGACUCGACUAAAUUUCCUAUCAGAUUUCAGAGACGUCAGUUUCCUUUAAUGGUUUGUUUUGCUAUGACUAUCAAUAAAAGUCAAGGACAAUCAUUGUCCCAUGUAGGUCUGUAUCUCCCGAGACCUGUUUUCAGCCAGGGUCAAUUUUAUGUUGUCGUGUCCAGAGUUACCAGCAAAAAAGGUCUAAGGAUCCUCCCCUUUGAUAAAGAACACGGUGUGCGUACAAGUACAACAAAUGUAGUUUACAAGGAAGUGUUUGCAAACAUAUAG
This is a messenger RNA of Beta vulgaris subsp. vulgaris (sugar beet), 996 nucleotides long. RefSeq lists its product as uncharacterized. Gene Ontology annotation, biological process: DNA repair; telomere maintenance. The record is from RefSeq and is a predicted model, not a curated record. The transcript has 2 exons. Lineage: Eukaryota; Viridiplantae; Streptophyta; Magnoliopsida; Caryophyllales; Amaranthaceae. Gene Ontology annotation, molecular function: DNA helicase activity. Bases 1 to 996 code for a protein of 331 amino acids.